UACAGGCAUACCAUUUAUAGUGUAAUAUCGCUUAGGUCGAUGAAAAGACAGUCUCUAAUGUACAUUUAUGUUUAAUAGCGGUGUUAUGUAGCCAUAUUCAAAUCGUAAACAGGACUUGAGAAUAUAUUUGGACCAUUCCUUCAAGUAUUUCAGUCAUAUAGGCGGGUAGUUUCCUAACCAUCGUUCCUGGAGAGUUACACCAGUACUAGACUACCUUCCUCCGCGCUAAACUACCAAAGCAUCUCCCGGGGAUCGAACCCACGCCAGAGAGGUAACUGGAUAAGAAGUCAUCGACUCUAACCCCUCGACCACGGAGGCGCUAUGACAAAACGGGCAAAUAAAGUGUUGCACUCAGAUACACCAACACCAGAAAACGAGAUUUCACCGGACGCCGUUCUCGAACAUAACGUGAAAUCUCGAGACGAGAACAUGAUGACCACUGAGAACCAAACAUCGGAGCAAAACAACACAUCGGACCAAAAGAAGAAGCAUCGUAAGAAGCGAAAAAAAUCUAAACAUCGACAUCCUGACCUGGAAGAGCAGUCCUUACCAUCUAGAACGAUUGAUGACAUGGUUGGAAAGUUGUCUAUUAAAGAUGAUGAAAAGCUCCCUGUGCCAUCAUUUGAUAGGACAGACGAAAAAGAUUUGUCACUUUCGGAUGUGGAAAACAAAGAUGUCAAAAAGCAAACCUCACCAUCUAGAACUAUUGACAUGGUUGAAAGUAUGUCUAUUAAGGAUGAUGAAAAGAUCCCUCAGCAAUCAUUUGAUAGAACAGUUAAAGAAGAUAUGUCGCUCUCGGAUGUGGAAAAAGAAAGAGUCAAAAAGGAAUCUCGUCCAGCCAAAGAAAUUGCUAAGCAGGAUCGGAAAAAUAGGCGAAAUCGUAACUCUCAUAACGGUCUAGAAACCUUUUCAAAAAAAGAACUGACACUGGAGAAUAUUAAGGAAGAGGAUUUGACUGGGAAGGAGGAACAAGAUGAUACAAAAGAUGUAGAAAGGGUGUCAAAGCCGUCAGAAAUAAUUAUGAAAAGGGCUGGCAAACUUUUAAAAGGACGUCAAAUUCCAUUUGCUGCCGAGACAGGGCAGGCACGGGAAACAGCGCGUAAAAACAGUUCGUCAUCCUUUGAAGAAUAUGAUGAAGAACCGGAGCGAUAUUGGACUGCUGCUGAGAGGGAAAGAGCGCUAUCUCGCUUAUAUCGAAGAAUAUAUAUUCUUGAAAAAAGUGGAGAGCUCAAGGAGCUAGAGCGGCCACGCAAGAAAGCACAUAAAAGAAAUCUGACAAGCUCAGCUGAUACAGAUGAUGAUGAGCAGCAAUCUCCGCAAUCAAAAACAGUUGCUGAUAGGGUAGGAAAGCUUUCUCGCUUUAACCGAAGAUUUGCUAACAAAUUUGGAGAACUCCCGGAGCGGGUGCAGCCACGCAAGAAAACACAUGGAAGUCAUCUGACAAGCUCAAACGAUGACGAUGAUGAUGACGACGACGAUGAUGAUGACGACGACGAUGAUGACGACGAUGAUGAGCAGCAAUCUCCGCAAUCAAAAACAGUUGCUGAUAGGGUAGGAAAGCUUUCUCGCUUUAACCGAAGAUUUGCUAACAAAUUUGGAGAACUCCCAGGGCGGGUGCAGCCACGCAAGAAAACACAUGGAAGUCAUCUGACAAGCUCAAACGAUGAUGAUGAUGAUGACGACGACGAUGAUGACGACGAUGAUGAGCAGGAAUCCUACCAAUCUAGAUCACGUAAUGCUAGGGUUAAAAAAAUAUCUCGCUUUAAUCGAAGAUUUGCUAACAAAUUAGGAAAACUGGCGGAAAAAGCGCAGCAACGCAAAGUAAGACAUAAAAAACAUCCGACAAGCUCAAAUGAUGAGGAGGAGGAAGAUGUCCAUAACGAUAAUGAUGAUAAGCAGGUGUCAAAGCCGUCAGAAAUAAUUACAAAGAGGGCUGACAAAGGACGAAACAGUUCAUUUGAUGUUGAGAUGGAGUUGGCACAGGAAAUAGAAGGAAUACACGAGUCUUUACCUUUCAAAUCAGAUGAAGAAGAAUCAUAUGAAGAAGAAUCAGAUGAUCUAUCUCCGCAAUCAAAAACAGUUGUUGACAGAGUUGGAAAGCUAUCUCGCAUUAAUCGAAGAUUUGCUAACAAAUUUGGAGCACCCCCGGAGCGAGCGCAGCCACGCAAGAUAACACAUAAAAGAAAUCUGACAAGCUCAGAUGACCAUGAUGAUGACGAUGAUGAUUAUGAUGACGACGACGAUGAUGAUGAUGAUGAUCAGCUAUCUCCGCAAUCAAAAUCAGUGGCAAAGAGGGUUGGAAAGCUAUCUGGCUUUAAUCGAAGAUUUGUUAACAAAUUUGGAGAACUCCGUGAGCCAGGGCAGCCACAUGAUGAUGAUGUUGAUUAUGAUGAUAAUGUCGCUGUUCAAGAUGAUAAGAUGUCACUUAUGGAUGAAGAGUUGUCACUUAUCAAUUGGCCGUCUGAGCACAUGGACUCAGCGAACGAAACAGAAAUGAUAGAUGAAACAGAAAUGAUAAAUGAUAUAUUCAAAGACAGCUCAGAAGAAACGGUUUUGAAAACGUUUCAUCAACUUAUACAUAUGGGAGAGAACCUGAAUAAUUUAGGCAAGGAUGAAUUAGGUCGUUCUAUCUUACAUAAAGCGGUAGAAAGGAAUUUUCUAAGCGUUGUAGAAAAGUUGCUCGACUAUGAUUUUGACCCGCUUUGUUACGAUGAUAACUUCCAUAUACCGCUUCAUAUAGCCAUUGAAAAGGGAUAUGAUGAAAUGGCUGCACUUAUUGUUAGUAAAAUUGAUAAUUUUGUAGUCAGGCGGCUUUUUGGGGACGAUGAAUCGAAAGCAAACAAAUUUCGGGGCAAAACAAAUGUGUUUAAGAGAACAUUACUCGAGCUUAAUGAAGACUUGAGCCAAUUUAAAACAUUUAAUGAAGGCACUGUGAAACCAAUGUUUACAAUAAAUCAGUUGUUAGUAAUUGAUCUUAAUCAAACACUGAUGCAAGUGUUGGACAGUUUCCUGGAGGAACGUCGAAAUGGCACAUAUAAUGUCCAUAUCAAACUCCUAGAUAUUGAUGAUAACAAAAAAGAACCCACUCAUGAAGAUUUCGAUUUCAAAUGUCAUACAGCUUUUCAUUUCCUUGCAUUUUUUGGCGAAAAAGACGCUCUCAACCACCCUGCUGUACGGACGUGUGUUGAUCACAAGUGGAAAACCUGGGGUCAGGCCCGUUUUUUGCGAUAUUUCUUCAUGUACUUGUUCAGCUUAUUUUGCUGGACGUAUUCUGCUGUGACAGGAGUUAGCGCCCCUGAUAUUCAAAAUUACGACACGAGACUUCAACAUUCCCGGGCUUUUUUUGAAGUCAUUGCAUACAUAUUUGCACUUGCAGUUUUGUUCACGGAAAUUGUACAGAUCGUCAGACACAAGCUGUCCUAUUUCACGCAGGGUUUCAACAUUUUGGAAUUAACUUCUGCAGUACUACUAGUGAUGGUUUUACCACUACGCUAUAUCAACGUUACAGUACACUGGUAUUUUUAUGCCAUUGGAUAUUGUUUAUGGGGAAUGAGAAUAUUCAAGUAUACCAUAGUGUUUAAUACAACAGGAAUAUAUGGUGAGGUGAUCAAGCGUAUUAUUGUUCAAGACUUUGUUCAAUUCAGUAUUCUGUUUGCGGUGGUAAAUCUAAUAUUUUCUGGAACAUUCAUACUGAUUCUGAAAGCAGACGACAACUUGAACGCUCACUCAGAGACGAGCUCAUUUCAAGGCACCAUGUACGUAGGUUUGCGAACUUUAAUAGAAGCAUCCGCGAUAGUCGAAUACUCUGGAGCAGAUGGAUACAGGACGGCUGGAACCAUUUUAUUACUGGUGUACAUGUUUUUCACAAUUGUUGCUUUGCUCAAUAUAUUAAUUGCACAAGUGAGUGAAACUUACACAAGAACACAUGGCGAUUGUGUGAAGACAGUACGAGCAAAUCGUGCAUGGACCGUUGCACGUGCAGAAAGAAAUGAAUGGCAUAUUCUUCCAUGCAUACAAACUAACCGAGUCAAACAUUAUCUUGGCGUUAUUAAACACGUCGAUUUGGAUGCCAUUAAAAAGAAAGAAAGUACUCUCGUUGAGGAAAUGUCAGAAAAGAUUGUAAAAGUUGAAAAACAGCAAAUAAAGAGCGGCCUAGAAAUACACACAGUUAAAACGAGACUCCGCCAUUCCACACAACGUAUUGAGAGAAAAGUCAAUCAGCUUUCACGACAAAUGGAGAAGGUUUUACGACUCCUGAGGAGACGAAAUAUAUAAUACUUAGUAAUUUUCCUGUCGUAUCAAUUUCGAAGUUGCAUUAUGACGUGUGGUAAAUGCACGAGCUGUUUGUCAGCCUCUUUUCACCAUGACAUGUCGUGAAUAUAAGUAUAUUCCUAUUUCGAAUCAUUCUACAAUGACACCUUCUACGGAAAAAAAUUUGCUUUAGAAACUUUUACCGUUUAUUAUGCUAAUGUGUUUAUAUAAUACAUAUUACAAACAUCCGUUCUUAACCUGUGAUAUUUUAUGUAAUAUAUUUGAAUUAAAUAUCAUUUUACUAUUGAAAUUUUAUACUUUUGUAUACAUAGAAUGUUCUGUCUUUCUUAUUUAUAUAAAGUUUUAAGAAAUGAAGUUAUGUGAAUUGGAAAAAAAAACAAUAAAUUUAAGAUAAUCAAAAUAUCAUUGGUUAGAAAGUAUUUGCCUUUUAUGUGCGAGGCGUCUGUGGCCGAGUAGUUAAGGUCUUUGACUUCAAACUACUUGCCCUUUACCGCUGUGGGUUCGAAUCCCGCCAGAAACUUUGGAUUCUUUCAUGUGAGGCAGCUAACCAGCUUACUUACGGAAUGUCGGUUAUUCUUCCCAGUUGGCUCUUUGUGCCUGAGAUCUUCCUCCGCCAGUAAAGCUGGAAAGUCGCCAUUAGACCUCUGAAAUAAAUCUUAUGUAAUCAUGUAUUUUCCGAGUCUAUUAUACGAAUAUUUUAUUGAUCAUAAUUUACAACUAUCUUUUUAGAGCAAAAUUUGUUGUUUGUCAUGAAUGUUUGAGUAUAACAAUGUUUCAUUUAACUUUUCACUAUGAGUUUAUAAAUGUCUUUGUAGUAGAUUAGAUUGUAUAGAAGUAUAAUAUAUUGCCUGCCAGAAGAGCCAUUUGACGAAAAACUCUAAUCAGUUCACCUAAGAAUUUGUACUACUUUUUAUCAAAGUUGUUAUACUAUGGUUAAUUGAAUUGUGGUCUGUAUACCAUAUUUGAUUGAUUAUGUCAUAUUAUCAUUAUACACUGUGUAUGUUCAAAGAGCUUCUUUGUUAUGAUAUAAUCUACUAUAUUAUAAUCCGAGCACGAUAAACAGAAAUGUCUUCAUAUUUAUUUAUAGUACGGAACAGUCCAUUUUAAAACAAUACUUGUAUAGGUAAAUGAAAUGUUGCAUGCCCUGGUUGUUUGAACUUUUGACUGAUAAUUGUAAAAUGAUGAUUAAAUGUCGCAAUAGCACAAUCGGUAGAGCACUAGCUCUAAAGGACAGACGGCUAACGAGCUUCAAAAAUGUUUUAUGUUGGGUUUUCUCCUCCGGUAUUAUUCAUAUAAGAAACUACAUUAUCAUAAUGCGUUUUUUUAUUUAAUCAACUUUUUAUUAUUGUACUUAAUCAAAAUAUCCUCAUCUCAUUUUCCCCCUAUCUCAUUUUCGUUUUCUUUUUUUAUUCAUUUCUUAUUAUAAAUGUAUGAACUAUUUUUUU
Messenger RNA from Ruditapes philippinarum (Manila clam), 5717 nucleotides. RefSeq lists its product as uncharacterized. Gene Ontology annotation, cellular component: membrane. The transcript is spliced from 26 exons. The record is from RefSeq and is a predicted model, not a curated record. Gene Ontology annotation, biological process: calcium ion import across plasma membrane. Gene Ontology annotation, molecular function: protein binding; calcium channel activity. NCBI's taxonomy places the organism in Eukaryota, Metazoa, Mollusca, Bivalvia, Venerida, Veneridae. Bases 322 to 4275 code for a protein of 1317 amino acids.